Molecule: messenger RNA, 6543 nt
Organism: Loxodonta africana (African savanna elephant)
Lineage: Eukaryota; Metazoa; Chordata; Mammalia; Proboscidea; Elephantidae
Gene: GRK5
Product: G protein-coupled receptor kinase 5
Exons: 16
Coding region: 161-1963 (600 amino acids)
Biological process (GO): signal transduction; regulation of signal transduction; protein phosphorylation
Cellular component (GO): cytoplasm
Molecular function (GO): ATP binding; G protein-coupled receptor kinase activity
Source: RefSeq, a predicted model, not a curated record
GGCCAGGGCGCGGGUGCCGGUGGCGCGGGGGCUGUGCCUGUGCACGGUGCGCGCAGGGGGUCGCCAGCAGGACACCUCGGAGGUUUGCCCUGCCCUUUGGGGCCGAGAAUUCGGACUUGGGCAGAGAGGAGAAAGCAGUGUCACGGUUGCAGGGAUUCGGAUGCUCGGGCUCCCCUCGUUUCCAGCUCUGACCCUCCACAGCGUGCCAUCCCGGCAGCUGCUGAAAGGGGGCGGAGGAAAGCGCAAAGGGAAAAGCAAGAAGUGGAAGGAAAUCCUGAAGUUCCCGCACCUCAGCCAGUGUGAAGAUCUCCGAAGGACCGUAGACAGAGAUUACUGCAGCUUAUGCGACAAGCAACCGAUUGGGAGGCUGCUUUUCCGGCAGUUCUGCGAGACCAGACCUGGGCUGGAGUGCUGCAUUCAGUUCCUUGACUCGGUGGCAGAAUAUGAAGUUACUCCAGAUGAAAAACUGGGAGAGAAAGGGAAGGAAAUUAUGACCAAGUACCUCACCCCGAAGUCCCCAGUGUUCGUCAGCCAGGUCGGCCAAGACCUGGUCUCCCAGACGGAAGAGAAGCUCCUUCAGAGGCCCUGCAAAGAGCUCUUUUCUGCUUGUACGCAAUCCGUCCAUGCCUACCUGCGGGGAGAACCAUUCCAAGAAUACCUGGACAGCAUGUAUUUCGACCGCUUCCUACAGUGGAAAUGGUUAGAAAGGCAACCAGUGACCAAAAACACUUUUAGGCAGUAUCGAGUGCUAGGAAAAGGUGGCUUCGGUGAGGUCUGUGCCUGCCAGGUUCGGGCCACAGGUAAAAUGUACGCCUGCAAGCGCUUGGAGAAGAAGAGGAUCAAAAAGAGGAAAGGGGAGUCCAUGGCACUCAAUGAGAAGCAGAUCCUAGAGAAGGUCAACAGUCAGUUUGUGGUCAACCUGGCCUACGCCUACGAGACCAAGGAUGCGCUGUGCUUGGUUCUGACCAUCAUGAAUGGGGGCGACCUGAAGUUUCACAUCUACAAUAUGGGCAACCCUGGCUUUGAGGAGGAGCGGGCCUUGUUUUACGCGGCAGAGAUCCUGUGCGGCUUGGAAGACCUCCACCGGGAGAACACCGUCUACAGAGAUCUGAAGCCUGAAAACAUCCUGUUAGAUGAUUACGGCCACAUUCGAAUCUCGGACCUGGGCCUGGCCGUGAAGAUCCCGGAGGGAGACCUGAUCCGUGGCCGGGUGGGCACCGUCGGCUACAUGGCUCCAGAGGUCCUGAACAACCAGAGGUACGGCCUGAGCCCUGACUACUGGGGCCUGGGCUGCCUCAUCUACGAGAUGAUUGAGGGCCAGUCACCCUUCCGUGGCCGCAAGGAGAAGGUGAAGCGGGAGGAGGUGGACCGCCGAGUCCUGGAGACCGAGGAAGCCUAUUCCCACAAGUUCUCCGAGGAGGCCAAGUCCAUCUGCAAGAUGCUGCUCACCAAAGAUGCAAAGCAGAGGCUGGGCUGCCAGGAGGAGGGGGCCGCAGAAGUCAAGAGACACCCCUUCUUCAGGAACAUGAAUUUCAAGCGCUUAGAAGCUGGCAUGUUGGACCCUCCCUUCGUUCCAGAUCCUCGUGCCGUGUACUGUAAGGACGUGCUGGACAUUGAGCAGUUCUCUACUGUGAAGGGCGUCAACCUGGACCACACAGACGAUGACUUCUAUUCCAAGUUCUCCACGGGCUCCGUGUCCAUCCCGUGGCAAAAUGAGAUGAUAGAAACCGAAUGCUUCAAGGAGUUGAAUGUGUUUGAACCUAACGGUACCCUCUUGCCGGACGUGAACAGAAGCCACCCUCCAGAACCCCAUCCUCCAAAACCGCCAAAGAAGGGGUUGCUCCAGAGAAUCUUCAAACGGCAGCAUCAGAACAGCUCCAAGAGCACACCCAACUCCAAGACCAGUUUUAACCACCACAUCAAUUCCAACCACGUCGGUUCAAACUCCACAGGAAGCAGCUAGUUUCAACUGUUCACAGUGGAACCAGCCAAAGCCCUCACACUCAGACGAGGAACUGGGGACCAGUGGCGCAUACGCUCUGGCCGGGCAGUUGGGGAGCCCUGCCAGAAGCUGAGGAAGGAGGCAGCCGCCCCCUCGAGGUAGAGCCUUGAGGUUUCUCAAAGAAAUUUCCACUCAGGUCUGUUUUCAGAGGUGGCCCUCAAGCCGGUGUGGAUUGGAUUUGUCUUUGUCAAACAUUGCAAUAGAAAUCCAGUUGGCUAUGACAACUUGCACAUAUUUUAAGUGUCAUAACUAGAACUGAAUUUUGUCUUUAUUAUUUUUAAAGGAAAGUUUUGUAAAUUUCUCUAUUGUCUCAGUUUACAUUUUGUAUAUUUGUAUUUAAAUGAAAGUCAGACUUGGAGGGUGUAUAUUUUCUGUGCAGCCACAGUUAAGCCAUGUGUUUUAAGGCAUUUUAGGGGUGGGGAGGGAUUUACAAAAAAAAAAAAAAAACACAUCUUGACUUCCAGAGCCUCAAACGAGAAAAAGUUUUUAUUAAAUUUAGAAAUGAUUCCCAUUUGACCUUUCAAGGAUUGGUUGUAUUUACCUACAUCCAUCUCUGUAACCUUUCUCCUCACAUUGAUGCUGCCAUUUUGUUGGUUUGUAAGAUCCUGAAUCAAAUGCUCAAAGACACACCUGGGGCUUCACUCGCAGCCAGAACACCCUCUGUUGGGCCCGUGGGUGGCCUGGGGUUGGCUCUGUUGAGAUGCGUACUUUCUCUUGAGUGGCCCGCCAGGCCCUUGUUGCUUUGGCCUUGGCCGCCUCUUCCUUCUGGAAGGUGGCCGUUGCACAGAGCUGGGUGCCUUCAGCCCAGUGGUCUCUGGGCCUUUAUCCUUCUGAGCAGGUCCGGACUGCUAAAGCCAGUAUUUUUUAAGAGGCUUGCAUUUGGGGAUUUUGUUUUAUUUUUAAAUAAUAAGUGAUAAUAAGGAUUAGUCACGGAAACCCAAGUGUCCCAAACCCCUACAGCCCAUGGAAGCAUCAGGAAGCAAGAGUCAGUGGGGUCAUCCUGAGUGACCACCUUUGUAUCCAUCCCACUGGAACUUGCCACAGCCAAUGGUGCUACAGAGGAGAAGCAGGGAGGCUUGUCUAGGCUCCAGCAAGCUCCUUAGGUGUUCACAGGGUCUCGAGAGUUUCACAGAGCCCCACAGAUGAGCUGGCAUGGAUGGGGCUGGCUCUCCAGGCAAAUGGGAUGCCCAAGGAGAGGUGCAGCCAUGAAAGGAGUUCAAGACAAACUCACUGUCACUUCUGGGGAGAGGUGGGCAGAGCUUAAUGGGGUACCUCAGAGUUUCAGAAGUCCCCAGGAUGUGUUGCCAGGCCAGGGGCCUCUGAAGACAGUCCCCAGGCCCUUUGACCAUGGCCGUCCCAUCCCAGGGACCUGCUGGCCUUCGUCUGCUGCCUCCAGAGGUGGCAAGGAGCAAAUCCACCCUCACCUCCCAUCCAGGACAGGGCAAGCAGUUGCCCUCUCUGCUCCCCUGGCCUACUGAGCCCCUGGUGUCUGAUUCUGCCUCACACCUGAUGUCAGCCACCAGCUGCUAUCAGAGUUUCUCACAGCGUGGGCCCUGUACUACCUGCAUCAGAACCUCCUGUUGAAAUGAAGAUUCCCGGGCUGUACCCCCAGCCUACUGAAUGGGCAUCUCCAGGAGUGAGGCCCAGGAAUCUUCAUAUUUUAAAAGCGCCCCAGGUCAUUCUGAGGUACUCAAGAGUGUGAGAACUACUGCCUUAGGCCAGCAGUGGGGCCUCGGUGGUGUCCAUCCUAAACGUGUCUCUGGGUCACCCAGGCCACUUUGGAGCGUGAGCUUUUAGGGAGGAGAGAGUAGCGGGCAUGUCAGCCUCCUGGUCCAGUCUCCAUGCGCGUUCCCCAAACUUGGCCAGUGGGCCUCUGGGGCAUGCUGCUAGAGAGGGGCCUGAAUGUUGGGACUGAUAAUUUCGAGGUAAUUUUCCAAACAAAUCUAAGAGAAGUCAUAGUUGGGCUUCCCUCAGACCCCUUUAAUCUGCAGUAUUAUUUUCUUGAAGACCAGCCGUCAGUCUCAGGAGCUGCUCCAGCAACGUUUCUUGGGCUGAAUACAAGAAACAUACAAACAGCCAUAUACAGUUUGGCCAAGGAUGUGGAAAUCUCCGUGGGCAGUGUUUUAAGACCAUCAAGCUCUUGCUGACCCUCCUGUCAUGAUGAAAAGGAUGGUCAUCCCCUAGGACUGUCAGCAGCUUAAGCCGCCAACCACCCUCCCACCCUGAAGGUUUGUCCUUUUGGCCCAAUUCACAGCCCCACAACCCUUACAAAAUGGUUGGUGUUGAAAGCAGUCUCUUUUGAUGCCUCAGAGCCAAUGCACUGUCCAUUUCCAAUAGAGAGUCCCCAAGGAGCAGGAAAGAAAACCCGUCUGGUGACUGCAUUUCUAAGUCACGAGGGCUCAGACAAUAUUAAAGCACAGGACUCCACGUCAACUCGUGUUAAUAACUUGAGUCUUCCUUUCUGUUCACCACCCACAGGAGAUGGGGCCAGAGUCACUUGGCCUUUUAAAUCCUCCUGUUCCUUUUGGCCUAUUGCUUUGUAACAAGACAUGGGACAUCCUUAUUUAGAGCAGUGCCUAAAAAUCAGCCCUUUACUCCCUCUGAGUCCCUAAGCCAUCACAGGCCUGUCCCUGUCUCUUUCCCCACCCUGCUCUUAUUCCAACUUUGUUUUCUAUAGCUGCUUUUUAAAAAUGAUAUUUGUAAAUCAAAAAACAAAACUUUCCCACCCAUCUACCUUUCUGGGAUAAGACAUGUUUGGGCAAUGAAUGGAUUUAAAUCUUUUUUUUUUUUUUAAUGCAUUGGAGCUCUUCCCUGAAGGGCCUGUCUUCUCCACAUGCAACCUUCUCCUCACCAGACAUUAGCUGAAUUAGUGCCUUUGAGGUGAGAUGCAGGGUCUUGCAGAAGCAUCUCUGCUUCCACUUUCAGGAGACAAGCCGCUGUCCUGUGUGGGACAGAGGUGGUCUCUGCUUCUAUCACCGUGACCUAUGAAUAUUUCUUGAGCCCCCUCGGGGGACUAAGAAUUGCCCAUAAUGUCGAGAAGACCCAGCCCCUGCCUUCAUGGAGGAUGACAUCCACAUCAGACAUGAACUCAUUCUCUAAUCAUUCUUGGCUGGGACUUCACUCCUGAAACCAUGAGGCUUCCAGGGCUGCUCACUUGCACAGUAGCUAUGUGUCGCUAUAUAUCUUGAGCAGCCACAGAUGGGUCUGUCUGCUUUCUGAAAUGCAUUGCUCUUAGCAAAUGGGAACAUCAGCCUUGGAAGGGCAGCAGCAGGAGAGGCUAGGCUGCAUGGAAGAAAGCAGUUGUGGUCCUGGGCGUGUGUGCACUUGGCAGGCAGUCUGCUGGGAUGACGUUGGCGGUGCAUUCUGGGGACAAACGUGGAUGCCAUCUUUGCUUUAAAGGCACAGCUGAGAUGCCUCUCCAUGAGCCUACGCCAGCCCCUGCUGACCCUAAGGGCCAGCCCUCCAGAGAAGCCAGGAGGUCCACGCCUUGUUGGAGAGAUCUCCAAAAAGCCCAGCCCUGGCAUUAAACUCUUUUUUUCUUCCACACCCUUGUCCUUCCCUGAAAGGCUGGGUCAUCGGUUCUGGUUUCCCAGUGCCUUUCUCAAGUGAGCUGCUGUCCCAGAUCAUGUACUGACUCUCCUAUAGAGGGGGCAGGCCUCGGGGAGCCUCUUGGAAGCCCCAUGGCCUUGAUCAGUCUAAUAUCCCAGAUCUUACCAAAGCAGCACGACGUCCUGGACAACCGGAAGUCUCCCAACCGGAAGAGGAACGCCGUCUGGGUGACAUUCAGCUUUCCUCUUGGGCUAUUUAUGUGCCUGAGUAUGCAGAUGAACACUUGUACCCUUCCAAGGGCAACCUCUCUGGGUCAGCUUCUGUUUUCAUAACCCCACACUCUGAGAUACGACCUUCUUUGUUGUGGAAAAAGAGUUAAGUGUGAAAUCUUUGUGCUUUUCAAAGCGACAUACUGAGGGCUGGCUUCCUUCAGAUCACAACAGACCACCAGGAUGAAGCCUCGCCCCCCAGGCUCCUUCUGCACUGCUCUACCAACCAACCACCCAGCUUUUGAAGUCCAGAUGGGCGCAGGUCAGACACCUGCACAGGUGUGGGGAGUCUUACCUGGUCUGACUUCAAAGGCUAAUGCUGGGGACAGUGUUUUAAAGCAUUUGAAAAGCUAGCUUUCCCUAGGAGGGAAAGACAUUUCCCCAAAAGAAGAAUCUAGGUAUCUUUCCCAAAUCCAUUGAUAAGCCGUUUUGUAACAGAUUCAAAACAAACAUUCUCAAUUAGGAGAGCUUAGUGGCUGCUGGUAUUGUUAAAAUAAUAAUCAUCUUAGUAUCCAAAGGUUUCUAUUUUUUUUUCAGGGAGAUUUUAACAUUGAUGAUGAAAAUAGGUCCAUUUUGGAGGUCAUUCCUGAAGAUAAGGCUUUCGUUCUCCUGCUGCUCUGAAUCCAUGUAUGUCCUGUCUAAUAUGUCACAGUGCUGCUGUAUCUAGAUUGAACCACUGUUGUUGUUGUUUUUUAAGAGAAAUAAAUUCCUUACUGAAAAUAA